AUGUCAAGAACGCCUGACAGUGUAAACGAGGCUCAUAAACCAUUACGACUCGCUCGACAAACUUCACACGAUGUAUUGCGGCCACGGCAGCAAAUGCGUCUGCCAGCACCCAUGUCAGCUUCCAAAUCGACUCGCAUUACUCCUUCGCGAUCACGCAUGUCAGAUAGCUCGUUUGACGACGACACCAGCUCACCCACCUCUGUACCACGAUUUUCGAUUUCCUCCAACAGCUCAGUACAAACAAUACUAACAACGCCGCGAUCCUCCAUCACCACCACCACGAGUCCUAAUAGUCCCAAAGAGAAUGCAACUCAUAGCAGCAGUAACAGCAACAACCAGUCGACUUGGAUCGGUCAACGAGUUACAGUGGAGACAAUGAAUAUUUCAGGGACAUUACGAUUCCUCGGCACCACACAAUUCAAGGCAGGCGUAUGGGCAGGCAUCGAAUUAGAUGAGACAGGGACUGGCAAGAAUGAUGGAUCAGUAGCUGGGGUCCGCUAUUUUGUAUGUCCACCAAAGACCGGCAUCUUUGUACUAUCCUCAAAAGUACAACGUGUCAUCAAAGGUGCAAGAGCUUCCCGUUAUGUGGGUAUGACAGCCGCUCAUCUCAAACAGCAAUCUCUCAAGAAGCAAGCCUCGUCGCCAUGUUUGAAUCAAUCCACCCUUGUUGCUCCCCAAAUGAAAAGACGUCAACUUUCAUCGUCACCUUUGCAUCCGCUUACUCCAGUGUCACCAAAUGAAUCAUCAUUGUCUUCAGUGCACCCACAUCAUCCUGUCGGACCAGCCAAAAAGGAAACCGAUCCCGAGGAACAACAUCAACAACAUCAUAGCAACGACGACGCCUUUGCAACAACAACAACAACAACAGCAACCACGCAUGCUUCAUGUGAAGCCGAGAUUCAUCAAUUGCAGGAUCAAUUACGUACAUCCGAUAAGCGUAUCAAUGAACUUGAGGAAUCCAUUGACGAGCUUAAACGUGCUGGGAUGGAAACGAUUGAAUUAUAUGAGCGAGCUGUGCAACGACACGAACAAGAUAUGAAACGCUACACAGCCAAAUUGGCAGGUGCACAUGCACGGAUACAAACAUUGGAGGCGGAACGAGAUCGGCUUGUUAGUGCAAGGGAUGCAAUGAUUGCAGAUCAUAAACGUGGACUUGCAGAAGUUCAGGAACGAUUACAGCAAACAUUACAACAAAAGACAAACGAUGAGACAAAGUGGAAGGCUGAUCUUGAACAACAAUUGGCAACCACCAAAAGUGCACUUGAACAAGAACGUGUUACACAACAAUGUGCUGAAAGGGAGUGUGACAGGUUACGAGAGAAGAUCAAGGAGAUGGAAGAUGAUAAGAUCGGCUUGAUGGAAGAACUCGAACGUGCACGUACAGCUGCCAAGGAAGAACAACAAUUACGAUUAGUCAAGCUACAACAUCUCGAAUCUGAAAAUCGACAACUCAAUCAAGCCUUGCAGGAAGCACUUCGACAACGAGGUUUAGUCAACAACAACAACAACAACAACAACAACAACAAUUCCAAUUUCAUUGUCAACAGCAACAAUACGAUGCGUGUUAACAAAGAACUUCCACCAACACCCAAUGACCCUUCACAAGAGGAGCUGCAGGCUCAGCUCACUGAAGCACGCAAGAUCAUUGAUCGAAUGUCUCGUGAACGUGCAGAUGCAGAUCGCCAUCAUCGUCGUGAGAUCAAUACACUCAACAGGGAUAUCACUGAGCUUGAAGGCUUGAUCGAAGCAAAGAUAUUCAAGGAAGCCGAUUUACUCGAAGCGCUUGAUAAUGAACGCAAAGCGGUGCGUCGAUUACUUGCUGAACAUCAUCACCAUCGUCAUACCCAACAACAAGCUGCUCGAAAGGCCAUCACCCCUCGUACCAAAGUGAAUGCCCCUUUACGACCUCCACCUUCAGUACCACUUCCAACCAUUGCUACUACCACCAACACGCAUCCUGAAGGCGAGAAAUUAUACUGUGAUGUUUGUCAAGUGGAAGGACAUGAUUUGAUGGGGUGUCCCUCACUUUUGGAGCAAUUGCCUUCCUCAAUUCAGUCCUCCUGCCGGCAAGUCAGGGCCGAUAAUGAAGUCUUUUGA
Lichtheimia ornata is the source of this 2097-nucleotide messenger RNA. RefSeq lists its product as uncharacterized. The record is from RefSeq and is a predicted model, not a curated record. The transcript is spliced from 3 exons. Bases 1 to 2097 code for a protein of 698 amino acids. Lineage: Eukaryota; Fungi; Mucoromycota; Mucoromycetes; Mucorales; Lichtheimiaceae.